Ipomoea triloba (trilobed morning glory) is the source of this 2537-nucleotide messenger RNA. Its product is annotated as mediator of RNA polymerase II transcription subunit 15a-like. The coding region runs from base 208 to 2160 and encodes 650 amino acids. Lineage: Eukaryota; Viridiplantae; Streptophyta; Magnoliopsida; Solanales; Convolvulaceae. The record is from RefSeq and is a predicted model, not a curated record. Gene Ontology annotation, molecular function: transcription coactivator activity; chromatin DNA binding. Gene Ontology annotation, biological process: regulation of DNA-templated transcription. The transcript has a single exon.
ACUACCAAACGCGUUCUAAUAUUCUUAUGUUGCCCUAAGUAAACGGUAUUUAAUGUUGGGUGCCCACAUAGAAUCUUCUCAUCUCUGUUGAAUUUCCAGUUCUCUCUCUAAAAAUCUUUCUCCAAUUCUGGAGUCAGUCUUCUGGGAAUUUUGCUUUCGUUUAUUGAUUCGGCCGUAAUUGAAGCUGUAGAAGGAAGUUGAUAUAGCAUGGACGGGAAUAAUUGGAGGGCGGCGCAACCUCUGGCCCAGCCUCAGGGUGUUGACCCCGCCGCCAUUGCUGCGGCGGCGGCGGCGGCACCGGUUCCCGGAGCUAUGGAGACGGGCGAUUGGCGGACUCAAUUGCAACCGGAGUCCAGGCAGAGGAUUGUGAACAAGAUAAUGGAGACUUUAAAGAGACAUCUUUCCUUGGAACUUAAGAAAAUUGAGGAAAAAAUUUAUACUGCUGCAACAAAUCAGUCAGAUUAUUUGCGGAAGAUGUUAUCUAUGGAGACAAAAUCACAAAAUUCCAUAGCUAAUCUUCUGCAGGCUAAUGUUGCCAAUAGUAGUCAAAAUCCCCAAAUGCAACCCCAAGGUAAUCAAUCCCAAGCCCGGCAGCAACUACUUUCCCAAAAUAUUACAUGUUUAGAUUCAACUGGAAACGCAAAUGUGGGUGAUUGGCAGGAAGAGGCUUACCAAAAGAUAAAGGCCAUGAAAGAGACAUAUUAUAUGGAUCUAAAUGAAUUGUUCCAGAAGAUCGCUGGCAAGUUGGGUCAGCUUGAUUCUGUUCCUCAACAACCCAAAAAUGAACAAAUUGAAAAGCUCAAGAUGUUGAAGGUUAUGGUGGAACGCCUUCUUCACAUGUUGAGGCUUAACAAAAAUGACAUUCAACCGCAACACAAGGACAAAAUGGGCUAUAUUGAGAAGCAGAUAAUUUAUCUUCUUAAUUCCAACAGGAGGACCCGGAAACCUGCUUCAUCUUUGCAGCAAAUGCAACCUCCACAAAAUCAUGAUCUUCAGAUGCAAUCUGUAAAUGUGCAAGGCACUAUGGCAGCAAUAAUGCACCAUAAUUCUGUGUCUUCUGUAUCUCCACAGCUCAAGCCAAGUAUCUCCUCACCCCAAGUUCAUCACACACUUUCUCCUCAGCUUGCCCAGCAUUCUUCACCACAGCAAAAUGUGUUGGCAUCUCUUACUAAAACCGGAACACCUCUCCAAUCUGCAAAUUCAACUCCCUUGCCAGGGGAGUCAGAAAAAGUUAGCAUGGGCAUUCCAUCACUUCUUGGUGCUGGGAAUGUAGGGCAUCAGCAUACAAAUGCUGUGUCUGCAUCAGCUCAAUCUCUGCCAAUCGAUACUCCCGGGAUAUCAGCAUCACCGUUGCUUCCAGAAAUUAACAGUCUAGAUGGCACACAUGCAAAUGCUGUGGAACGCUUGAUUAAUGCGGUAAGAACAGUUUCAGCUAAAGCAUUGAGUUCCUCUAUUAGUGAUAUGAGCUCUGUUAUCAGUAUGAUGGAUAGAAUAGGUGUUGGUGAAGAUCUGGUUGCCAUGACAAAACGCCGUAUGCAGACACAGGAUGGUCCCACUGGAACAAAGAGAAUGAAAUGCUGCUAUACAACCUCAAAUGUAUUGUCAUCUAGUGGAAGUGUAAAUGAUAGUUUUGCACUAUGGAAUGGGUCUGAUUUGGAGUCAAUAGCAACAUCCAGCAUAAAAAGACUCAAGAUUAAGGCUAAUCAUGCACUCAUUGAAGAGAUAAGGGAAAUCAAUCGACGACUGAUUGAUACUGUGUUAGAAAUCAGCAAUGAAGGUGUUGAUGCAAGUGGAGGUACCACUGUUAAGUGUUGUUUUAGUGCUGUGUCUCUCAGUCCAAAUUUAAAAUCACAGUAUGCUUCAGCUCAAAUUCAGCCUUUAAGAUUGCUUGUUCCUGCAAAUUAUCCAAAUUGCUCUCCAAUAAUCAUGGAUAAGUUCCCAGUUGAAGUCAGCAAAGAGUACGAGGAUCUAUCAAUCAAGGCCAGAUCAAAGUUUUCUGCCUCCCUCCCAAGUCUAUCUCAACCGAUGUCACUAAGGGACAUUGCUAGAACUUGGGAUUUCUGCGCUCGGGCAGUUAUUUUGGAGUAUGAUGAGCAAAGCGGUGGGGGAAGUUUCAGCUCAAAGUAUGGUACCUGGGAAGACUGUAUGACUGCAGCAUGAGCGCUGCUCACCUUACUCACAAAUUUCCUAAAACUCCCAACACCUUCAUCUCAUCCAGGGCCGGUCCUGAGCACCGACGGGAUGGGCGACAGCCCAGGGCCCAUGCUAGAAGGGGCCAUCCAUAUAUAUGUAUAUACAUAUAUAUACAUAUAUACAUAUAUAUACAUAUAUAUAUUAUAGUGUUAUAAUUAUAUUAGAAAACAUAAAAUUAAAAAUAGAUGGGACUGCAGGAAGCUGGAAUCGACGCUUAAUUAAAUAAAUUUAGAAAUAGAAUCACACGGGGACACCUAAUUAUCUAUUAGAAUCGACACCUUAAUCGGCUAACUCAUUCGUCUUCAACUCAUUCGUCUUCAACGAUUGUUCUUUUGUUUGCCGGU